Prunus armeniaca (apricot) is the source of this 789-nucleotide messenger RNA. Lineage: Eukaryota; Viridiplantae; Streptophyta; Magnoliopsida; Rosales; Rosaceae. The record is from the annotation of a GenBank genome assembly.
AUGAAUUCACGUGGGAAAGCUAUACAAAAUUUCUUCAAUGAUGAUUCUGAUAAUGAUAACCUUCAUCAACAGAGGGUUGCAAUGGCUAUUCAACACCAUACGUUUUUGCUGGAGCAAUAUGCUCAACAAUCCAAACAUGGUGGUUCUGUUGCAGGCCGUGAAUACAAGAAUCGGAAGAGAGAAAAACAUCAUAAGAGUCUCAUGGAGGACUACUUCUGUGAAAAACCACUUUAUCCCCCAAUGGACUUUCGUAGAGCGGAAGCUAACAACCAUUUUUCGAAUGCUCGCAUAUGGAUGUUCGGCAGACUCCACCGACGAUGGUACCUCCGUUCCCCAAAUCCGGCCGACCUUUACAGGCUCUUGCACAAGGCUAAUCGCAGAGGAUUCCAAGGCAUGAAUGGAAGAACUGCCCCCACUGCUUGGGCAGGCCAGUUUACCGACUACAAGCAUAAGCCAAUUGUCGUUCUAGAAGCAGUGACCUUGUAUGACACUUGGAUAUGGCAUACCUUUUUUGGCGUUGCUGGAUCGAACAACGAUAUCAACGUUCUAGCUCGUUCCCCGUUGUUCAAUGAUGUAGUGAAUGGAGUGUCUCCCCAUAUCCAAUAUGUUGUCAAUGGAAAUGAAUAUAAUCUGGGUUAUUACUUGGCUGAUGGUAUCUACCCUCGUUGGGCUACAUUGGUUAAGACGAUUUCCCAACCGAAUACUCCAAAAAAAAGACUAUUUGCCCAAAAACAAGAGGCUUAUAGGAAGGAUGUCGAAGGAGCCUUCGGAAUACUUCAGGCUCAAUAA